Molecule: messenger RNA, 1156 nt
Organism: Telopea speciosissima
Lineage: Eukaryota; Viridiplantae; Streptophyta; Magnoliopsida; Proteales; Proteaceae
Product: LIM domain-containing protein WLIM1-like
Exons: 5
Coding region: 286-861 (191 amino acids)
Biological process (GO): actin filament bundle assembly
Cellular component (GO): actin cytoskeleton; plasma membrane
Molecular function (GO): actin filament binding
Source: RefSeq, a predicted model, not a curated record
UACCAAACAGUAGCUUAAAGACAAAUUUUCUUUCUAAGAAAGUCGUUAUGUCUGAUGUCUGAGCUGGAAGACAGGGUAGAGCGUGAAGAGAGAGAGAGAGAGAGAGAGAGGGUACUACUUCACUUGGGCAACAAAAUUGUUUAUUUUUAAAUUUGAAUCAAUCUCAUUCAGUUUGUCUAAGAAGAACCAGAGCUAGCAAUCUAGUUGAGAGAGAGAGAGAAAAGACUCUGUGGUUUGUUGUUUGUUUUUCAGAAUUGAGUGAAGGGAAAGGGGUCAGAUUUCGAAAUGGCAACAUUUGCAGGGACAACCCAGAAAUGUAAGGCUUGUGAGAAGACGGUUUACUUGGUGGAUCAGCUCACAGCUGAUAACAAGGUCUAUCACAAGGCUUGCUUUCGAUGCCACCAUUGCAAGGGUACCCUCAAGCUUAGCAACUACUGCUCAUUUGAAGGUGUGCUGUACUGUAAGCCUCACUUUAACCAGCUCUUUAAGAUGACUGGCAGUUUGGACAAAAGUUUCGAAGGUGGUCCAAAAGAUGUUAGAGUGGACAAAUCAGCUGAUAAGGACCAAGCCAACAACAAAGUUUCGGGUUUGUUUGCUGGAACUCAAGAUAAGUGUGUGUCUUGCAAGAAAACUGUCUACCCACUUGAAAAGGUAGCAGUUGAUGGUGCCGCAUACCACAGAGCUUGUUUCAAAUGCUCUCACGGGGGCUGUGUGAUCAGCCCAUCUAAUUAUGUUGCUCAUGAGCUCAAACUCUACUGUAAGCAUCAUCAUUCUCAACUGUUCAAGGAGAAAGGUAAUUUCAGCCAACUUGGCAAGCAUGAAGACACUAAAGGGAUGACCGAGAACACAGUUUCCAAGUGAUGCUAGGCGAAUUCUGUGAUGUUCAUGGAAUUGGUGCAUACCACUGCCUUCAUUUAUGGCAAUGUAGGAUAUCAUAUACAGUGGCAUUAUACAUUAAGAGAGGUAUGAAUGAGUUGCAAGUAUGGGUUUGGUGUCUAUCCUGGUCUUACAAUAAGCCAAGUUCUCGUGAAGCCUGCGCUUUGAAGUUUGAAUUGGGUGUGUUUUCUCGUGUCGUUGACCUCAUUCUCUUUUUAUAUAAGUAUACUUAAUGACUUUAUCAUCUCAAUAAUAGUGAUGAAUAUUUACUGUUUGGUUU